Messenger RNA from Thermothelomyces thermophilus ATCC 42464, 1567 nucleotides. RefSeq lists its product as uncharacterized. NCBI's taxonomy places the organism in Eukaryota, Fungi, Ascomycota, Sordariomycetes, Sordariales, Chaetomiaceae. The record is from RefSeq and is a predicted model, not a curated record. Gene Ontology annotation, biological process: regulation of ARF protein signal transduction; regulation of endocytosis. The coding region runs from base 307 to 1479 and encodes 390 amino acids. The transcript has 3 exons. Gene Ontology annotation, cellular component: Golgi membrane. Gene Ontology annotation, molecular function: GTPase activator activity.
CAAAAGUCCAGAACCCGUUGUCUCCUUGUCGCGAAUAACCUAGCUACCCGGGAAAUUGCAAGUGCGACCAAACAAACGUUCCAAGGUUCGACUGCAUGGUUUCUCGACAGACGAGGGAAUUGCAAGCCAGAGAGAGGGUGGCUCUGUGGGGUCUCGACUGAGCGUAGCGGCAACUUAACGGUAUCGCUUGGUUCGAUUCUCGCUCGUAUCGGGUGCAGUGACACGCUGCCCGACAAGUCCUCUUUUUUUCGCCUUCGAUCGCCUUAGCGCUGCGCAGUCAACAAACCCGACAGCUGCUGGCCCAAAAUGGCUUCCAGGGCGAUGUGGGAGGUCGACCCGGAGACGAGGUCCAAACUCGUCGCCAUCCAAGCCGAAGCCGAUAACAACCUAUGCUGCGACUGCAACGCGCCCUCGCCGCAAUGGGCCUCGCCCAAAUUCGGCAUCUUCAUCUGCCUCUCAUGCGCCGGCGUCCACCGCGGCCUGGGCGUCCACAUCUCGUUUGUGCGGUCCAUCUCCAUGGACGCAUUCAAGGCUGCCGAGAUUGAGCGCAUGCGGCUCGGCGGCAACGCGAACUGGAAGCGGUUCUUCGAAGAGCAUGCCGACACCAAGAUGAAGGGGCUCACCUGGGACGACGCGACCAUCGCCGAACGGUAUGGUGGCGAGGUCGGCGAGGAGUGGAAGGAGAGGCUGAGCGCCAAGGUGGAGGGGAGGGAGUACGUGCCGGGGGACAAGGCGAACAAGGCGGCCGGCGGGGGCGGGAGCGUGCGCGCGAGCCCGGCGCCGAGCGCGGGCGGCUCGUCGACGGCGCCGACGAGGAGCGGCCCGGGCGCAGGGACGCCGCUCAGCGGGAGCAGGAGCGACAGCCCGGCGCCGGGGGGUAAGAUCAAGGUGGACGUCGACUACUUUGCCAAGCUGGGCGAGCGGAACGCGCAGAGGCCGGACGACCUGCCGCCGAGCCAGGGCGGCAAGUACAGCGGGUUUGGCAACUCGGCGCCGCGGCCGCGGCGGGAUGAGCAGGCGCUCCCGGGAUUGGAGGAUCUGCAGAAGGACCCCGUGGCGGCCAUCACAAAGGGGCUCGGAUGGUUUGCGUCGACUGUCACCAAGACGGCCAAGACGGUCAAUGAGGGGUUUAUCCAGCCGACUGCGAAACAGAUAUCCGAGUCCGAAUUCGCAGCACAAGCCCGCAACGCAGCAGCCCAGGCGGCGCGGACCGCGCAGGCCGGUGCCAGGACAGCGCAGGAAGGGUUCCACCGCUUUGUCGAGGGUCCCAGCGGAAGCGGGUACAGGCCGGUAAAUGCCAACAGCAACAACUUUGACGAGAGCAGGCGGGCGUUCUGGGACGACUUCGCUGCCGCCGCCGACCAACGGAAGACUAGUGGAAGCUCCAUAGGCACGUCGGCGAUGGGGAAGGGCGGGAGACAGGGUGGCGCGCAGGCCCCGGCACCAAGCAGUAAGCACGAUGAGUGGGAUGACUGGUGAGCGUGUUGUCGUUGUCGUCGCCGUCGCCGUCGCCGGAGGGGACGGCGUGACAAAGAAGGAAAGUGGGAAGUGAAAGGGAGAAGGGGGG